CGUGUGAAAAAGUGACAUGCUGCAAGCCUUCACGAGUUAUAAUAAUAUUUCAUCUUUAGUUUCCACAAUUGAUGCGUUCUUCCGCAAGCAGAACAAUGAAGCUGUUAACCCACAAUAUGCUGACAUCACAUGUGAAAGGGGUGAAGAAUGGUUACCCGUUAAAAAUUGAGGUGGAAAAUCUGAACGUAACUGAAGUUGACUUCAACCCUGACUUCAUUGCCAGAAUGAUACCAAGACUGGAGUGGAAAGCUCUGUACGAGUCUGCUCAAACGUUGAAUGUUGUGGGCAAGCUCCCAUCUGAACCAGUAGCGGAUUAUGAAAGUAAUGAAGAAUUCCUGAAAGAGGCACACAGAGUUAUGCUUGAGGUGGAAGUUACAGACGGUUUCCUGGUGUGCCCGGAGUCCGGCCGAAAAUUCCCCAUCAAAAACGGAAUUCCCAACAUGCUGCUGAACGAAGACGAAGUAUGACAUCACUAGAUGACAUCAUGAAUAAUUAAAACUCUGUAUGGUGAUUGGUGGAUGGUGUGGACUGAGGCGAGCCUUUGAUGGGUCGGCUGGCCUGCUGUUGAAGAACAACAAAAAAAGUUGUUGCAGAAUCAGGUCAUGUUAACGCAGGCUUCAAAUUAAUCCACAGCACCCACAGCCUUUGCCAAGGUGCCCUGUGAUUUUGCCGUGGUGCCCUGUGCUUUUGCUGUGGUGCCCUUUACAAAGCUCCAUUGAACAUCAUCAUUCCCUGCCUCAAAUUAACCCACAGCACCCACAGCCUUUGCCAAGGUGCCCUGUGAUUUUGCCGUGGUGCCCUGUGCUUUUGCUGUGGUGCCCUUUACAAAGCUCCAUUGAACAUCAUCACACCCUGCCUCAAAUUAACUCAUGGCACCCACAGCAAUUGCUGUGGUGCCCUGUGCAUUUGCUGUGGUACCCUUUCCAAAGUUCCAAUACAAAUUGACUUUUUUCAGAUACAAGUACCCCUUACCUGAGGAAAAUUGCCAUGCCUCUUUAAGAGCGAAGUUCAAGGGCUGUUCUGGUAAGUCAGAAAUGAGAUCCAUGAAGUGAACAGAUAACAUUCAUGUUUAUGAAAAACAAACAUCCUUAUCAUAUUUUGUGGUCUGGUAUUAUGUGAUAUCUGUGGUUCAUCUCCUGAUGUUUACUACAAGUAACAUUAGAACCCCAUGAACAAGUACAAUGAACUGCACACGCCUCCUUCCUGCUUGGGGGAGGGGGAAGCCCCCUGCAGCUGAUUAUUUUCACAAAACGCUAGGAUUAAUCCUAUCUCAAGUUAGGACGAGUAAUUCGUCCUAUCUUAGGAUGGGUUUAGUACGUCCCAACACCUAAAGAUACAGCCGAUUUCACGAAACGCUAGGAUUAAUCCUAUCUUCAGUUGGGACACGUAACUUGUCUUAACUUAAGAUGGGUUCAAUACGUCCUAACGUCUAUGGAUACGGAACUUAACUAAAGUUUAAUCCUAAGUUGGGAUGAGCUUGGUGAAAUCGACGGCUGGUAUUGCAAUGUCACUCAUGUGAAAAUGUGAUGUCCUCUUCAUAUUUUGCUAUUAUCUUGUAGAUACAUUUAAUACUAGAAAACACAUCAUUUUUUGCCAUACAUUACUGUUUGAUAUUUCAGCUGAAUAUCUGUGUUUUUAAAAUGUUUUCUGUAAUUAUGAAAAUCACGUGUUUCUUGUUCAUAGACACACUGUAUUCAAAUAUUGGUUUAUAAGAUACUAAAUUACUGGUCAAUUUACAUUGAGGUCAAUUUACUGGUCAGUUUACAGUUAUGUUAACCGACUAUAGUAAAUUUACAUUGAGUUUAAUUAACUAGUCAGUUCACAGUUAUGUAAACUGUUUAAUCAGUUUACUCUAAGAUUAAUUUACUUGUCAGUUAUGUUAACAGUUACAAUUAUGUUAACUGACUGGCCAGUUAACAUUGAGAUUAACUGCUAGUCAAUUUACAUUUAGGUUAAAUUAGCAAAUUUACACUUUGUUUUCAAACGUAAUUUUGAUCUGAUUUGUAAAUAAAUAUAAGUACCACAGCUUGA
Molecule: messenger RNA, 2031 nt
Organism: Asterias rubens (European starfish)
Lineage: Eukaryota; Metazoa; Echinodermata; Asteroidea; Forcipulatida; Asteriidae
Product: multifunctional methyltransferase subunit TRM112-like protein
Exons: 4
Coding region: 72-467 (131 amino acids)
Biological process (GO): peptidyl-glutamine methylation; rRNA (guanine-N7)-methylation; tRNA methylation
Molecular function (GO): protein heterodimerization activity
Source: RefSeq, a predicted model, not a curated record